Ambispora leptoticha is the source of this 780-nucleotide messenger RNA. NCBI's taxonomy places the organism in Eukaryota, Fungi, Glomeromycota, Glomeromycetes, Archaeosporales, Ambisporaceae. The record is from the annotation of a GenBank genome assembly.
AUGACUCGUAAAUACUUAUAUCUACUUAUCGCUUUUGUGUCCUUUCUCUUUCUCGCGCUCACUAAAGCUGCUCCAGAACUAGACCAAGAACCCACAACCAGCGCCAAUCAUGUAACAAUUUCCACAAGAUCAACAGUAAUGGAUAUUCCAUUCCGUCAUAUUGAAUCACUUUCUUCGAACCUAGCCGCAAAAUUUACUGAAGUGCUUGCUAAAUUGGGUAAGGAGGUUGCUUCUGAAGAUAAAUCAAAGAAAGAUUUAUUUGAGUCGAAGCACCUUCAACCUGGUGAAAGUAGAACAUUCGAAAUUGCGGUUAUUCCAUCUCGCCGUAAAUAUUCGAUCACUUUCGAACGCUUAGCUAACAAAAAAUGGGGACAUUCAUAUCGCGUUGUUGUUGAUCCAUACAACGAGCAAGAGGACGCCUGGGAAUACAGAUACGUCGUUCCAUACAUUGGUAAAUUCGACGUAGAUUCAAAAGACGAUGAAAAAGAAGGAAAAGGAGACGCCGACAAUCUCAUGCACAUUUUCGAAAAGGCCUUCCACGGUCGAAUUCAUGAAUCACACAAAACCGACACCAACCGUGACAACUUUGAAAUGAAUCGUCGCCACUCUUUCGAGUACGAUGUCGAAUUUCUCCAUACCAAGGAUCGUACAAGAUUUAUUGUAGAGAGCAGAGGUAAAAGCCGUUAUGGUCGAGUCUUUACGUUGACUGCAAGAUCUCUUACCAUUGAUGCUGAGUUGGAAGCUACUAUCGUUAUUCCUUAUAAGGAAUAUCGUGAUUAG